Molecule: messenger RNA, 333 nt
Organism: Ailuropoda melanoleuca (giant panda)
Lineage: Eukaryota; Metazoa; Chordata; Mammalia; Carnivora; Ursidae
Product: histamine N-methyltransferase-like
Exons: 2
Coding region: 151-291 (46 amino acids)
Source: RefSeq, a predicted model, not a curated record
UAUUGCUUUGCUUUACCUCCUCCCUUUCUUACAAAACAACAAUGUAGGGGUUAAAGUAGCAGCGCAAAGUCCUGUACAAAUGACUGACGUAAUAAUAAGAUUUGCACUCCAGCCUGCAGCGUCUGUUAAAUUCAAAGCAGAAAACCAAACAUGGCAUCUUCCAUGAGGAGCUUGUUUUCUGACCACAACAGAUACGUUGAAUCUUUCCGGAGGUUUCUCAACAGUUCCACGGAGCACCAGUGCAUGCAGGAAUUCAUGGACAAGAAGCUGCCAGGCAUAAUAGCAAGGUAACAAAAAAAGGACGUUUUUGUCAAAGAGACAAGCCUCGGGCUC